AUGAGCGUCGCGUUGUUUUUCGCAGCCUCGCUGCUGAGCUUCUUGCUCGGCUAUUUGCGGUACACCUACAAUUACUGGACGAUGCUGGGCGUGCGGCAGCGGCGGACGCACUUCCUGUACGGCAACGUUUUCAAGCUGAAGUCCUUGCAUCUGAGCGAGCUGCUGCAGGAGACGUACGAUGCCUUCAAGGGGAAGGUCGGCGUGGCGGGCAGCUAUGUCUACACCCGCCCUAUUGCGGUGGUUACCGAUCUGGAGCUGGCCAAGCACAUACUGAUCAAGGACUUCAACAAGUUCGUCGACCGACGUGCCUACAACAACCACAAGGAGGAUCCGCUCUCCGCUCAUCUGUUCAACCUGCAGGGCGAGCAGUGGCGGCAGCUGAGGAUGAAGCUGACGCCGGCCUUCAGCAGUGGAAAGCUGAAGCACAUGUUUGGAAGUGUGGUCGAUGUGGCCAAGCAGCUGGAGCUGACCUUGCAGAAGCAGUUGGACAAGGAGGGGGCGGUGCUGGAGCUGCACGAUCUGCUUGGCCGCUAUACGACCGACGUCAUAGGCAAGUGUGCCUUCGGGCUCGACUGCCACAGUCUGCAGAACCCGCGGGCAGAGUUCCGAGUGGUGGGCAGACAACUCUUCCAGGCCGAUCGUCACGCCAGCGUACGCUGGCAGCUCUUCAAGCUCACCUAUGGCGAGUUCUUCAAACGCCUGGGCCUGCGUCUGAUUCCCAAAUCCCACACCGACUUCAUAAUGCGUGUUGUGCGCGAAACUGUGGCGAGUCGGGAGAGUCGGGCGGGACAGGACGGCAGACGUAACGACUUCAUAGAUCUGCUGCUGGACUUGAAGAACCCCCAGGAGGGGGGCAAAGGCCUGUCUGUGGAGCAGUUGGCCGCACAGGUGUUUGUGUUCUUCGUGGCCGGCUUCGAGACCAGCUCCAGCAAUAUGAGCUUCGCACUCUACGAGCUGGCCAAGCAGCCCCGAGUCCAGCAAAAGUUACGUUCCGAAAUCCUAAGAGUGCUGUCCAAGCACGAAGCGCUCACCUAUGAGGCGAUGUUGGAUAUGACUUAUCUGGACCAGGUCGUAUAUGAAACGCUUCGCAAAUAUCCCGCUCUUGCGUCCCUCACCCGCAUCGCCACUGAGGAGUACACCCUGCCCGGUGGGGAUAGCCACAUAACCUUGGAUCGCGGGACUGUCGUGCAUAUACCCGUCAGGGCCAUACACUACGAUCCGGAGAUAUAUGCCGAGCCGCAGGAAUUCCGACCGGAACGCUUUGAGGCGCAGGCAUGGCAGCAACGCCAUCCGCUGGCCUUUCUGGGGUUCGGGGUGGGACCGCGGAACUGCAUUGGUUCCCGGUUCGGACUCAUGCAGGUGAAGCUGGGGCUGAUUGGCUUGCUGCGGCAAUUCCAGUUCCGACUGCCAGGGUCGGGGGAACGGCCCGCUGAGCUGGCAAUUGCGAAAACUGAGAUUAUACUGAUGCCCAUCGAUGGGGUUUGGCUGCGAGUGGAGCGAUUGGAGCGAUUGCCGGGCGUUUGAUUUCCAGCACUCAGUCGCGACGUCGCCGCAAAAUAAAACUGUAAACAAAUCGUAGAAUAAACAAACAUUUCUAUUCCGCCAGAA
Scaptodrosophila lebanonensis is the source of this 1608-nucleotide messenger RNA. It is a transcript of the gene Cyp6a16, whose product is annotated as probable cytochrome P450 6a14. Lineage: Eukaryota; Metazoa; Arthropoda; Insecta; Diptera; Drosophilidae. Gene Ontology annotation, molecular function: monooxygenase activity; oxidoreductase activity, acting on paired donors, with incorporation or reduction of molecular oxygen; iron ion binding. The record is from RefSeq and is a predicted model, not a curated record. Bases 1 to 1524 code for a protein of 507 amino acids. The transcript has 2 exons.